Messenger RNA from Vitis vinifera (wine grape), 5028 nucleotides. RefSeq names its product disease resistance protein RPV1. The transcript is spliced from 8 exons. Lineage: Eukaryota; Viridiplantae; Streptophyta; Magnoliopsida; Vitales; Vitaceae. Gene Ontology annotation, molecular function: ADP binding. Gene Ontology annotation, biological process: signal transduction; defense response. The coding region runs from base 103 to 4209 and encodes 1368 amino acids. The record is from RefSeq and is a predicted model, not a curated record.
CUUUUUUUUUUCCUCGGCCACACGUACCCUCUUGAAGUUACAAUUCCCUGGAUCGACCAUUCAAGCUACCCGUCUUCCAACCAUUCUUCCUCCAAAUUGCAAAUGGCUUCUUCUUCAACCAGUCUCUCAGUAGCUUCUUCCUCUUCCACCCAUCCAUGGAAGUAUGAAGUCUUCCUUAGUUUCAGAGGAGAAGACACCCGCAAAAGCUUUACUGAUCAUCUUCACUCGGCGCUUUGUCAAUAUGGAAUCAACACUUUCAUAGAUGAUCAAUUCAGGAGAGGCGAACAAAUAUCUUCAGCACUCCUACGGGCAAUUGAAGAAUCAAGGUUUUCCAUCAUCGUUUUCUCUGAACACUAUGCUUCUUCAAGUUGGUGUUUGGAUGAACUUACAAAGAUUCUUGAGUGUGUCAAAGUGGGGGGACAUACAGCUUUUCCGGUUUUCUAUAAUGUAGAUCCCUCUCAUGUAAGAAAACAAACAGGGAGUUAUGGAGUAGCAUUUACAAAGCAUGAACAAGUUUACAGGGACAACAUGGAGAAAGUGCUCAAGUGGAGAGAAGCUCUAACUGUGGCAUCCGGACUUUCUGGAUGGGAUUCGCGAGAUAGACAUGAAUCCAAGGUUAUUAAGGAAAUUAUUUCCAAGAUCUGGAAUGAACUGAAUGAUGCAUCCUCAUGCAACAUGGACGCUCUAGUUGGAAUGGAUUCUCAUAUACAAAACAUGGUUUCAUUAUUAUGUAUUGGGUCAGAUGAUGUUCAGAUGGUAGGAAUUUGGGGCAUGGCUGGUAUAGGUAAGUCAACCAUUGCUAAGGUUGUUUAUCAGAAAAUUCGCACUCAAUUUGAAGGUUAUUGCUUUCUUUCAAAUGUUAGAGAAAAAUCACUAAAAAAUGAUCCAGCUGAUAUGCAAAUGGAACUCCUUUCACAAAUUUUUUGGGAAGGAAAUCUAAAUACAAGAAUUUUCAAUAGAGGAAUCAAUGCUAUAAAAAACACGCUCCACUCCAUGAAGGUCCUUGUUGUUCUUGACGAUGUGGAUUGCCCACAACAAUUGGAGGUUUUAGCUGGAAAUCAUAACUGGUUUGGUCUAGGAAGUCAAAUUAUCAUCACAACCAGAGAAAAGAAUUUGCUAGAUGAGAAAACGGAAAUAUAUGAAGUUAAGGAAUUAAACAACAGUGAAGCUCAUAUGCUCUUUUGUCAACAUGCCUUUAAAUAUAAGCCUCCUACAGAAGAUUUUGUACAGCUAUGUGACUGUGCCCUAAAUUAUACAAAGGGCAUUCCCUUAGCCCUUAAAAUCUUGGGUUGUUCUCUAUACAAUAGAAGCAAAAAGGAAUGGGAGAGUGAAUUGGAAAAACUCAAAAGAAUUCCAAAUAAAGCUAUUCAAGAUGUGCUGAGAAUAAGUUUUGAUGGAUUAGAUAAUAAUCAAAAGGAUAUAUUUCUUGACAUCGCAUGCUUCUUUAAAGGACAAGACAAAGAUUACACCACAAAAAUACAGAAAAGUUGUGAUUUCUUUCCAGAAAUUGGAAUACGUAAUCUUAUAGAUAAGUCUCUCGUAACCAUUUCAUAUAAUAAGUUGUGCAUGCAUGAUUUGAUACAAGAAAUGGGAUGGGAAAUUGUUCGGCAAGAAUCUAUUAAAGACCCCGGAAAACGCAGCAGGUUGUGGGUUACUGAGGAUGUCAUUCAUAUGCUAACAACAAAUAUAGGGACUGAAGCAGUUGAAGGCAUAGUCCUUGACUUGUCGGCUUUAAAAGAGCUACACUUCAGUGUUGAUGUCUUUACAAAGAUGAACAGAUUAAGAGUGCUCAGAUUCUGUAAUGCACAAAUAUGUGAAAUCUGGGAUUAUGCUUGGAAACGGGGAAACUAUGAUUCGUGUAAAAAUCAGUACCCUAAAUGUAAAUUGCAUCUAUAUGGGGAUUUUAAAUUUCUAUCCAACAACUUAAAAUCUCUCCAUUGGGAUGGAUACCCUUCGAAGUCUCUUCCAUCAACUUUUCAUCCUGAGAAGCUUGUUGAAUUAAAAAUGAGCUUUAGUCGGCUUGAACAACUAUGGGAAGGAAACAAGUCAUUCCAGAAGUUGAAGUUCAUCAAACUUAGCCACUCUCAACAUCUAAUCAAAACUCCGGACUUCUCUGGAGCUCCAAACCUCAGGAGAAUUAUUCUUGUAGGCUGUACAAGCUUGGUCAAGGUUCACCCAUCCAUUGGAGCUCUCAAGAAGCUUAUUUUCCUGGAUUUAGAAGGCUGCAAGAACCUCAAGAGUUUCUCGAGUAGCAUCCAUAUGGAAUCUCUUCAAAUUCUUAAUCUCGCUGGCUGCUCAAAACUGAAGAAAUUUCCAGAGGUCCAGGGAGCCAUGUAUAAUUUACCAGAGCUUUCUUUAAAAGGAACUGCUAUAAAAGGAUUGCCUUUGUCCAUUGAAUAUCUCAAUGGACUUGCUUUAUUAAAUCUGGGAGAGUGCAAAAGCCUUGAGUCAUUACCGAGCUGCAUUUUUAAGUUGAAGUCCCUGAAAACUCUUAUUCUUUCAAACUGCUUAAGACUGAAGAAGCUUCCAGAGAUACGGGAAAAUAUGGAGAGUUUGAAAGAGCUUUUUCUAGAUGACACUGGUCUAAGAGAGCUACCUUCAUCAAUUGAGCAUCUAAAUGAGCUUGUUUUGUUGCAGAUGAAAAAUUGUAAAAAACUUGCAAGUCUUCCAGAAAGCAUUUUUAAGUUGAAGUCCCUGAAAACUCUUACUAUUUCAAACUGCUUAAGACUGAAGAAGCUUCCAGAGAUACGGGAAAAUAUGGAGAGUUUGAAAGAGCUUUUUCUAGAUGACACUGGUCUAAGAGAGCUACCUUCAUCAAUCGAGCAUCUAAAUGGGCUUGUUUUGUUGAAGCUGAAAAAUUGUAAAAAACUUGCAAGUCUUCCAGAAAGCAUUUGUAAGCUGACGUCUCUUCAGACUCUUACUCUAUCUGGUUGUUCAGAACUGAAGAAAUUGCCAGAUGACAUGGGGAGCCUACAAUGUUUAGUAAAGCUCGAAUCAAAUGGAAGUGGUAUACAGGAGGUACCCACCUCUAUUACUCUUUUGACAAACCUUCAAGUAUUAUCAUUAACAGGAUGUAAGGGAGGGGAAUCUAAGUCAAGGAAUCUGGCUUUAUCUUUGCGCUCAUCACCAACAGAAGGAUUCCGGCUGUCUUCUUUGACGGCUUUAUACUCCUUGAAAGAGUUGAAUUUAAGUGACUGCAACCUACUGGAAGGAGCACUACCCAGUGAUCUUAGUUCCUUAUCUUGGUUGGAGCGUUUAGAUCUGAGUAUAAACAGUUUCAUCACCGUGCCUAGCCUCAGUCGACUUCCUCAACUCGAAAGGCUCAUACUGGAACACUGCAAGAGUCUUCAAUCAUUGCCAGAGCUUCCAUCAAGUAUUAUAGAAUUAUUGGCCAACGAUUGCACAUCCCUGGAAAACAUUUCAUAUCUAUCAAGUGGAUUUGUAUUGAGGAAGUUCUGUGAUUUCAACUUCGAAUUUUGUAAUUGCUUCCGACUAAUGGAGAAUGAGCAGAGUGACACUUUGGAAGCUAUCCUACUCGCAAUUCGGCGUUUUGCAUCAGUAACGAAAUUUAUGGAUCCAAUGGAUUAUUCUUCGCUUCGCACAUUUGCUUCAAGGAUUCCGUAUGAUGCUGUUGUUCCUGGGAGUAGCAUUCCAGAGUGGUUCACCGAUCAGAGCGUGGGGUGUUCAGUAACUGUAGAGCUGCCUCCGCAUUGGUAUACUACCAGGUUGAUAGGAUUGGCUGUUUGUGCUGUUUUCCACCCAAACAUCAGCAAGGGUAAGUUCGGCCGUUCUGCAUACUUUAGUAUGAAUGAAUCUGUCGGCUUCUCUAUCGACAACACGGCUUCCAUGCAUUUUUCAAAAGCUGAGCACAUCUGGUUUGGGUAUCGAUCCCUUUUUGGAGUGGUUUUCAGCCGGAGCAUCGAUCACCUGGAGGUUUCAUUUUCUGAAUCCAUUCGUGCCGGCGAAGUGGUGAAAAAGUGUGGGGUUCGUCUGAUCUUUGAGCAAGAUCUUCCAUUUGGCCGGGAGGAGAUGAACCAUAUAUCUCAACAUGAAGAAAGUGAAGGAAGUUAUUAUAGGUGGAGACUCAGAUAUCCGAGACGCAGUUGGUCUGUUGAUUUAAAGCCCCGCACGAGUAGUCGCCAAACAUGGUGGUUUAGCUACGCCCAAAAUUCUACCGCGUGCAAAGAAUUGGAUGGAGGCAAAAGUUAGUGGGAAAGUUGGCAUUAAGCCUCAGAUUCUCUGCUUUCGCACCAAGUCCAUCUUCUCUCUCCCAUUUCACUCCCUUGAAGUCGAUUUCUCUAUCAUUUUUCACUGUGUGAAGAAGUGGUUUCUCUUUGUAAGAUGCAUUUUCUCUUGCCUUUUGAUUUCUCUAACAAUUUCAAGAACUAAUCUCACUCUGGAAACUUUCUAUGGGCAUAACUUCUCUCGGUGCAUGAAGAUUACUGAUGUUGGAGCGCUACACAAAUACUCCAGUCAUAAAUCUUCAUACUCUUAUUUCAUGGAAGCACCGAUAAGUCUGUCUUUUUAAGCACAAGAUCUCUAAUAACUAAAAGUUUGAUAGAUGUUGUUCGAUUGCUCUAUGUUCAGGGGCUUGCAAAUGCUUUUGUUUCUACUUGGAUCAGAAAUCACUGAUGCAUCUGUUGCUGCAAAUGCGUCAAGCUAUUCAAAUUGAGAAUUGCUUGGAUUUGAGCAGGUAUGCUUUAGUCCCUAGUCUUGAUUGUUGCUGAGGAUUUAUGAGACAAUCAAUUAUUCUUGAAAGCUACUUGCUUGGGUAACUUGCUAAGGUUCUGUUAGUCUUCAGAUUAAGGCAGUGUGAAUGCUUCUCACCUAAUUAUGUUAUCACCCUUCUUGAUUCUAGAUGAUUUGCAGCUACCUCAACAUUUUAUUCAUUGAGUGAGGUAGUUGGCAAAGCUCUUUUUAAGAGAAAAAGAUUAUUCAUACUCUGGUAACAUCUAUUAAAACAGAAAAAGGUCUGUGAGGGUAGGUUUUCUAAUGGAAACAUUUGUAAGCUGACGACUCUUCACUCUU